UUACUCCAUCUUCAUCUCAUCUUACACGACAUCAUGGCAAAUCUUCGAGUUCGGGAAAAGUCACGGCUUCGAGGAUAGCCACCGGCAAUGACGACGUCGAUCUCCUGGGCACUACCCUGUCGGAAAAACUCUAGCCGAACUGCACCAAUGAGGAAGACUUGCUGUAGAGCCGGUCCGACGACCCCAUACCUGGAGCGGCGACUACCCCGGGUUUCCAAUGUAAACACGGGUUUUUGAGCGGUAGCGCGCCCAUCAAGAGUUUCAUGUGGGGUAGUCGAUGAGCAUAUUACGAAAGACAAGGUUCUCCAGAAAUGACAUGUGCAACUAGUAACCAUGCAGUAUCGUAGCAUUGGUUGUAUAAAUACCUCGCAUCAUCAUCCCGCGAUGGACCGGUAUCCCCACCAAGGACAUCAGCCACCAUGUUCUUCCCUACGGCUAUUGCACUCGUUGGCCUUUUGACGUGCUCGUCCAUUGGAAGCCCGCUCAGCAACAAGAACGAGCUUACAAGUCGGGCUGAGACAUUUAACAAUCCAGUCUUGUGGGAAGACUAUCCCGAUCUUGACGUCUUCCGGAUAGGCGAUGUGUUCUAUUACUCGUCGUCGACUUUCGCCUUCUCGCCAGGCGCGCCGGUCUUAAAGUCCUAUGACCUCGUCAAUUGGACCCCAGUAACUCACAGCGUACCGAGACUGAACUUUGGCUCGCAAUACGACCUCGAUAACCCAUCGAACCGCGCUUACGUCAAAGGUAUCUGGGCCAGCACACUCAGGUAUCGAAAAUCGACCGACAAGUUCAUCUGGAUCGGCUGCAUCCAAUCCACUGGCAAGUCAUACAUGUGGACUGCCGGUGGAACCAAGGCAGCCGCCAACAAUGGCGAAGUUUCGAAUUGGAAUUGGACUGCUGCAGGCUCAUUUCCGAAGUGCUACUAUGACAAUGGACUUUUCAUUGAUGACGAUGACACCAUGUACAUAGUGUACGACAAAUACCAACUCAAGGUAGCCCAGUUGAAUGCAGACGGCACAGCAGAAGUCAGAAGUCAGCAAGUCUAUGAGGAUCCAAAUGGACUUUAUCUUGAGGGUUCGCGAAUGUACAAGAUCAAGGGGAAAUACUACAUCUUCGCCACAAAGCCAGCCGAUGACGAGUGGGUAUUGAAGUCGGACAGUCCAUGGGGCCCAUAUGAGGCGCGCAUUUUGGUCGACAGCAUCAAGGGGCCUUUGGCCAAUGCGGGCAACAGUCACCAAGGUGGCGUAGUUGACGACAAGAAUGGGAACUGGUACUACGUCGCAUUUAUGGAUUCCUAUCCUGGUGGACGUAUACCUGUGGUUGCACCUUUGACCUGGACGCCAGAUGGAUGGCCGGAAGUCGUAAGAGUCAACGGCGAGUGGGGCAAGACAUAUCCUAAACCAGUCACAACGGACAAAACUGUCCCUCCACCUACAGGUCUCGAUAAAUUCACCGGAACAGCUCUAAGCAAUGAAUGGGAGUGGAACCACAACCCCGACAACAGCAAGUGGAGCCUGGCAGGUGGUGCUGGCGGUCUCAAGCUCCAGACCGCUACCGUCACUACUGAUCUCUACUCCGCGCGCAACACCUUAACACAUCGCAUCCUCGGCCCGAAGUCAUCGGGAACCUUCAAGAUUGACAUCAGUAAGAUGGCUGUUGGUGAUCGUGCUGGUGCCGUGCUUUUCCGCGAUACUGGAGCGUACAUCGGUUUCCACAAAGAUGGCUCAACAACCAAGCUUGUCAUGGUCAACAAUCUGAAAAUGAACGCGGACUGGACCACGAACUCUACCGGUACUGUCGCCGCUACAGGACCUGCUCUCGCGUCCGGUAUCACAGAGUUCUGGCUCCGCGUUGAGUCGGACAUUACGCCUGCCUUUGGUACCAACACCAUGCGACAAACGACUUUCUGGUAUUCUACGGAUGGAAGCAAAUUUUUGCAGCUUGGCCCGGCAUUCAACAUGGCUAAUACCUGGCAAUUCUUCACAGGAUACAGAUUUGGUGUUUUCAACUUUGCGACAGCGAAGUUAGGUGGGCAGGUCACAGUCAAGAGUUUCGAGUUGAAGCUGGUGUAGACGCAGUAUGGAUUACGACUACAAUGUAACGAUUCUAUGAUUUAGUCGUUUUGUCUUGACCGAUCCUACGAACACAGUCAUGGAUACUUUCUCUUAGG
Messenger RNA from Alternaria alternata, 2170 nucleotides. RefSeq names its product glycosyl hydrolase family 43 protein. The transcript has a single exon. Lineage: Eukaryota; Fungi; Ascomycota; Dothideomycetes; Pleosporales; Pleosporaceae. Gene Ontology annotation, biological process: carbohydrate metabolic process. Gene Ontology annotation, molecular function: hydrolase activity, hydrolyzing O-glycosyl compounds. The record is from RefSeq and is a predicted model, not a curated record. Bases 420 to 2072 code for a protein of 550 amino acids.